Messenger RNA from Colletotrichum spaethianum, 555 nucleotides. RefSeq lists its product as uncharacterized. The transcript has a single exon. The record is from RefSeq and is a predicted model, not a curated record. Bases 1 to 555 code for a protein of 184 amino acids. Lineage: Eukaryota; Fungi; Ascomycota; Sordariomycetes; Glomerellales; Glomerellaceae.
AUGACUUACACUCUUUACGAUGCUACUGUCCCUCUCUUCGUUGACAGCCUCAACACAUUGCUCGCCAUUUUAGACAAGGCUGAAGAACAUGCCGCCGAGAAGAACAUCGACAUUUCGUUACUCCUCCAGGCAAAGCUGGCAGAGGACAUGCAUCCACUUAUCUUUCAAUACCACGUGGCUACCGAUACCGCUAUGAAGACCGUCACACGUAUCAUUAACGUCGAGCCGGAACCCUAUACCAACGAUCUCAAGAAUGUCUCGGAUCUGCGUGGCAGGGUCAACCAUACGAUUGACCUUAUCAAGGCCGCCAGCAAAGAUGCCUUUGAAGGCCGCACAAACGCUCUUAUACCUCUUGCCUUUCCUCAUCUUGAGGAGGACCUUCAGAUGAAGGCCGUCGACUACAUCCGCGCCUACAGCAUUCCGAACUUUUUCUUCCACGUCCAGACCGCUUACUGCAUCUUGCGUUCCCAAGGCGUGCAGUUGGGGAAAGCUGACUUUCUCGGCGCUUCUAUUGGCCCUUUCCUCGAGCAACAUCAAAAACAGCACCAAAAGUAG